AUGGACAGUCCUGAGAUAUCGACGAUACUGUCGACGAUUUCAAGAGAUGGAAACAUGAUGAUGGAUGAGGUGAAGAGAACCCCACCGAGCAAACAUCCGAGAGGAAGGCGGGACUUCGAGCGUAAAAACAGCGUGGCACCUCUGGGUAUCGCGCAGGAGAAAGGGCUUGCAAAAACCAUCUGCAUCACAGACUUGUCUUCGGACAGGGGGAAACAGCUACAAAUCGCGCGUCUCAGUGUGGUAUGCGCCUUGUCUUGUCUUGCUCUGAUACUCUCAUCACUUGUGGAUGUUCAACACUUUACCGACCUGGAGUUUGGGCAGCGUACGACACACGCUGUUCUGACCAACGCCACUGACGAAGAAACGUUAAGCCACGUCUUGCAGAUGGAAGGAGGCCUGGUGGGUUUCUGGAGCUCCUGGCGCCAAAAUUGCGCCAAUGUCUCAAAGAAUGCUGCCGAGAUGUCAAGAUUUGUCGACGAUAUUGUCUACUCCAGCUUCAACAGCACGGACCAGGCUUUGCGUCAGUGCCUUUCGCGUGAUGGUGUUCUAGGUAACUCACUUCAGCAGCUGAACUGGACUAAGGAUGAGUUUCUACAGACUUUAAAGGACCACAGAGCACAUGAAUUUAUAGCAUAUCGUGCAGUGAGUGACGGUUUCCUAAUUCAUGUGCAAAAUAUUAACAGUAAUAUUUCUUUGAACGUCGCUGAAAAAUGGUCAGUGAUGAGGCACAAAGUCGAGAAUGACAAAAGUGCAUGCAAUUGGACAGAAGCAACACAGUGGCUUCAAACCACAGCUGAUAGUCUCCAAACACUGCUGAAGAUUCAACGUGACCUUCGAGAGGAAAUCAUUCUGCACAUCACCGAGAAAAUGGAGUCAACAGCCCGUCUACUCGCCCUGGAAUUCGUGGUGACGAUCCUCGUGAUAGUCUCCUUUCCUGUGUUGUUACACUCGACCUGCAGCAUGGCUGGUUGGAUUCACAACUAUGCCAGCCAAUUGAGGGAAAAGACCUUGGAACUGAGGCAUGAGAAGUUGGUAGUUGAGGGGCUACUCUACCAGAUGUUGCCGCCCUCCGUUGCCAACCAGCUGAGAGAGAAACGGCAGGUACACGCCGAGUCUUUCGAUAGUGUCACCAUCUUUUUCUCGGAUAUCGUAGGGUUCACCUCUAUCUCGGCUCAGAUAACGCCUAUGCAGGUUGUUGACAUGCUGAAUCGUCUGUACAUGUGCUUUGACGCCAGAAUCGAUAUCUACGACGUGUACAAAGUCGAGACGAUUGGCGAUGCGUACAUGGUGGUUAGCGGUUGUCCUCAGCGUAACGGAGAGCGACACGUUGGCGAGAUCGCAACGAUGGCUCUGGACUUGCGCAGUGCAAUCAGACAGGUGCAAAUUCCUCACGAUCCCGAGCGGAAACUAAAGUUACGCAUUGGAAUCCAUACAGGGCCGUGCGUGGCCGGGGUUGUCGGGUCUAAGAUGCCGCGUUAUUGCCUGUUUGGGGAUACCGUCAACACUGCAUCUAGGAUGGAAUCAAACAGUCUACCUAAUAAGAUCCACGCUAGUGACGUCACAUAUGCAGCUCUCUCGAAAGAUGUUUCCUACGAGAUGGAGUGCAGAGGAGAAAUUAAUAUCAAGGGAAAAGGAAAGAUGAACACGUAUUGGCUCGUCAGCCGUAAGGGCUAUGGUGAAGCCAACGACAGCAUGGUCUGUAAAAUUGACUUUGCCAAAAUGCGCGCCAAGAGAAAGGCUGAGAAAGAGGCGAAGAAAACAGAGGAGGCUAAACGGCUCGAAGGGAAGGCUAGCAAAGAAGCUGAAGAGGCUUCAAAUGGACACGGAGAUGCCAAAGAAGGAACUGAACAGGCUACAAAUGCGACUGACGAAAAGGCUAGUAAUCACGAAAUGGAGACUGCGAUCAAAUCGAAAGACGGAACGAAUGGGGCCACGGCUUUUUGAGAAUGGGGACAUAAGGAAGGAGGUGACAUGAGCAGAGACCACAGAUCACGAGAAAGAGACUACUAAACAGACCGAGCAAGUUAAGCAGAAAUGUAUAGGGCCUGACAUAGAUAAUCUGCUAAUGAAGAGCUGUAUGCAUUAAUACAAAAAUUGGUAUUGAUUUAUGCCCGAAUAAUAGACGGAAUUAAACUAAACCAAAUUUCUUGAAAAAAACGUUAACACUUGCGUGGUUUUGGGGCAAGAUUUAUUCAUCAAAGUUUAAUUAAAAUGCACGUUUCACUUACAAUGACCUUGCACUGCCUCCUUGUUUACUUCAGUAUAUUUACGAUCGACCUUGGACAUGCUCAUUUUCAUUUAUAGUGUGAUUUUUCCUGACCGUCGAAAAUGCACAUUAGGAUAGGUUGUAAGUCCUUUUUUAUGCAAAUUAUCAGUAACUACCACUCUGCCUGUUGUCAUGUUUCCUGAAAAACAGAGAGCAAUAUGAUUAAGCUCUUAAUCUAGUUGCUUUUCACCGUAAUAAAUCCGCAAUGAGUAAAUAGGCCAGUCUAUGGCCUCUGUGUCUUAUUUCAAUAGACUUCCAUGGAGACUUAUGCUAUUUCCUGAGUACUGCUUUUUCUUCAAGGUUAAAGACGAGACACAAUAAGCAUUGUCGUUGUAACUGGUUACACUUACCACGAGCGAAAGGAAUCUACAAAAUCACGGCAAGAUGCAACUUUUUCUGACUUUUCUAAGCGGAAAAAUA
Messenger RNA from Acanthaster planci (crown-of-thorns starfish), 2686 nucleotides. RefSeq lists its product as uncharacterized. Gene Ontology annotation, cellular component: plasma membrane. Gene Ontology annotation, molecular function: adenylate cyclase activity; guanylate cyclase activity; peptide receptor activity. The record is from RefSeq and is a predicted model, not a curated record. Lineage: Eukaryota; Metazoa; Echinodermata; Asteroidea; Valvatida; Acanthasteridae. Gene Ontology annotation, biological process: intracellular signal transduction; cGMP biosynthetic process; receptor guanylyl cyclase signaling pathway.